AUGGAGCAAAGCACAACUCCUGACCGCCGGCGCAGAGGCGACGCACCUGCCCCGCCGCCUUACAUUGUGGAAUCGAUUACCGCGCACACCCACAGCUUCAUUCUCCUCCAUGGCCUUGGCUCCAACGGCGAAAAGUUUGGCCGCGAGAUGAUGGCACACUGGAAAGAACUCCGACGGCCGUCUUCUCAGCACAAUAUUUCCUGGCGCACGCUUCGUCUUCCUCACGGCUCGAUGGCGGCGGUCGUCGGCCUUUCGGCGGGCUAUGCUCACGCAGUGGUUUGA
Molecule: messenger RNA, 282 nt
Organism: Sporothrix schenckii 1099-18
Lineage: Eukaryota; Fungi; Ascomycota; Sordariomycetes; Ophiostomatales; Ophiostomataceae
Exons: 1
Coding region: 1-282 (93 amino acids)
Source: RefSeq, a predicted model, not a curated record